GCGCUGAGAGCCCCACUGCUCGCCGGCACCGCUUCCGCCAUCUCUCAGCCCUCUCGCCGCGGCCGCGGUCAGCGAGCCCCUCCAUAUGUGUACCCUCCCGUCACGGCAGGGCGCCGGACCGCUCGUCGGCGCCGUCUGCCUGCUGCCGCGGCUCUCGAAGUGCCGCUUGCACUCCUCCGUCGCCGCUGUGCUUGCGCGCCUGAGGUGGGCCGGAUCCGCGCCCGUCGCCGAUUACGUGGCCCGCGCACCCGACCACCUCGCUCCUCGCCCGGCGAGAUCUCGGUGGUCGCGGCGCUCCGCCGCUUCGCGGACCGCGGCCGCACCCUCGCCUGCACCAUCCACCAGCCGCGCGCCGAGACGUUCCGGCUCUUCCACCAGCUGCUGCUGGUCAAGGCGGGCGAGACGAUGUACUGCGGGCCGGUGGCGCAGGUGCCCCGCACUGUCUACCGCACCACCCACGGGACUGAACCCACGCUUGGAGGCGACGGCUCUGGCGGGGAGGGUGCCAGUGGACUCGCAGGUGCCCGACUUUCUUCGCGGCUGCGGCGUGCCGUGCCCGCCGUCGGUGAACCCCGCCGAUGUGGUCGUCGACCUCACGCACACCAAGGAGGCGGACGCGGACGAGGACGGCGGCGAGGCGGUCGACUUGGUGGCGCGCUUCGCAGAGUCGGACCUCCGGCGCGAGAUCGAGGCGGAGAUCGACUCGGUCGAGAUCGGCCGCCAUCCCGCGCUGGCGGACCUGGCGGCCCAGUCGCUCAAGGCGCCGCAGGAGGAGGAGGGGCGCGGCGGCUGCUGCGGCGGCGGCGGCGGCGGCGGCUACCCAAACCCGCUGCUGCACCAGGUCGGUGUGCUCGUGCGGAGGCAGUGGACGCUGGACCUGCGCGACUUCGGGUACAAGUUCACUUGGGUCCUCAACGGCUUCGUGCUCGCCCUCAACGCCUCCACGUACCUCCUCGUCGCGCAGGCCCGCUCACCCAGCCCGCCGCUCGACGCGCAGCCCGCCUCCGUCUACCGCGACGACAUGGGCUGCUCGGCCAGCCUCGGUAGCGGCGACGGGGUGCAGGGGUGCGUCUGCCACUUGGACAUGGCAGACAGCGCCGACGGCGGAUACACCGUGGCCGACGACGUGGCGGAGUGCGGCCAGGCGCUGGUGGCGCGCACCAACGUUGACUUUGCGCACCGCGGCCUCCUCUUCCUCCCCUACCUCCAGAGGUGUCGAAUCCGGUGUGCGGGCUCAGCCGCGUGGGUGGGCGCGGUAGGCUUCCUCUUCCUCGUCGUCAACGCGCUCUUCAUCAACGAGGCGACCCGACGCGCGGCCGCCGCCGCCGCCGCGGCGGGUGGCGGCGCCGCCGCCGCCCCGUCGCCGUCGCCCCCGCUCGGCGCGACGGCCGCGAUCGCGGACUUGCGCCCCCCUCCGGUGACGCCGCCCGACGAGCUGCCCUCCGCUCCACCGACGCCAAAGUCAAGCAGCAAGCGGCGGGGCGGGCUCGCCACGCCGGCGUCGGCCACGUCGACGCCGUCGCGCUGGAGCAAGGUGCGCGACGUCGUCGCCGGCGCCGACACGUCACGCGGCGACGGCGCCGCGGCGCUGCGCGGGCAGUACCCUCUCUCGCCGCUGCGGAGGACGCUGGACCAGGCGCGCGCGCGGCUGGUGUUCGUGCAACGGCGGCGCUGA
Messenger RNA from Emiliania huxleyi CCMP1516, 1675 nucleotides. RefSeq lists its product as hypothetical. The transcript has 8 exons. The record is from RefSeq and is a predicted model, not a curated record. The coding region runs from base 86 to 1675 and encodes 529 amino acids. Lineage: Eukaryota; Haptophyta; Isochrysidales; Noelaerhabdaceae.